This is a messenger RNA of Topomyia yanbarensis, 1772 nucleotides long. RefSeq lists its product as uncharacterized. The coding region runs from base 367 to 1551 and encodes 394 amino acids. The transcript has 2 exons. The record is from RefSeq and is a predicted model, not a curated record. Lineage: Eukaryota; Metazoa; Arthropoda; Insecta; Diptera; Culicidae.
AGAUGGAAGCAAAUAGUUGCGUAUCACUACACGGGUUCUUCUAUCGCUAACGGGUGUCUACGGGAUAUUAUCGUCGAUACAAUAAAGCGAUCUGAAACACUUGGCCUUCGAGUACACGCAGCCAUUAGUGAUUGUGGUAGUAACAAUAAGCGAUUGUGGAAUGAUUUGCAUAUCCAACAUAGUGAACAUCAAGUAUUGUUCAAUAGACCGAUUAUUCACCCUUGCGAUAAAAGCCGAACGCUUGAAGUAAUUCCCGACUGUGUACAUGUUUUCAAGAAUUGUGUUCAAGGCUCGCUUAAAAACCAAAUCAUAGUCCUUCCUCUAGAUACAAUAAAGCAAUAUAGUUUAUGCUCGACCACAGCCAACAUGAUGCACAUUCGUGAUCUAGUGCUAUAUGAGGCAUCUAGUGGUCUUAAAAUGGCAACAGGACUCACGACUUCAGAUGUUGAUUUUAGUAGAUUGCAAAAUAACUUCGAUAAAAUGAAGGUUGGAAAUAGUACAAAAUAUUUCAACCAUCAAGUCGCUGCCGCAUUGAAAGUUUAUAGCAUCCAAAUGAAUCGACCGGAGGUUCUUACUACCGCUUUUUUCAUCGAGAACGUUGCAGAGUGGUUUAAGAUCGUUACAUCGCGUAACCUACAGACAGCACUUAGUCGGAAAAGUCCAGCGGACUAUGAUAGAACAGUUCAAUUUCUCAACACAUUUCGUUGUUUCAUCUUUCGCUGUAAAGUCGGCGAAAAAGCUUACUGGAAACCUUGGCAAGCGGCAAUGAUCAUGGCGACAGACUCACUACUUCGUUUGCAACGUUAUUUUCUAGAUAGAGGAUAUGACUUCGUACUCUUGGCAAGAUUUACACAAGAUUGCGUUGAAAAUAUAUUUUCUCAGUUGCGUGCCAAAUGUAAAACGCCUAGGGCUUUACAAGUGAAGGAUAAUCUUAAACUAAUAACGAUCGGUCAAAUUAUGGAGGAAGUAGCGAAUUCUUCCUAUUCAUAUGAUCCAAAAGAGUGGCUCGUAAGUUUUUCGGACAAACUCAAUACUGCUAGGACAACCGUACCAGAAAGCACAAUACCUACCGUUCACAUCGGAAACUAUUGGAAUGCAACAAACAAUAUCGGCACAUUUCAAGCCAGCGAAGAAAACAGCAUAUAUUACGUCGCAGGAGUUGUCCUUCGUAGUCUCCUAAACAGAGGAACCAUAUGUGAUCAGUGCAUUAAAAGUUGCACUGAUGGCAAUCGAAAUACAGGUGAUCUAGCACUUUUAACAUCAUUCCGGGAUUAUAAUGGCAACGCUUUGAUUUACAUUAAUUUAGAGACAUAUGUGUUUUUUUCUGCUCUUGAAAAAAUAUUCGCUCAAAAUAUUGUUUUUUUGCAAACGAUUAAAUACGAUGUCAACACAUUUCUUUACAAUUUGAUGAUUAAAGUUGAAGCUAAGCAUUUUGCGUCUUGUCAUAAUAUUAAAGAUAAGAUAGUUAACCGCUUCAUAAUUUUUAGAUUGCGGUCUAGUUCCACUAAACCAGCACGUGAAAAGCGCUACGAUAGUAAAUCAAUGUUUUGAACAAGAAUAAUUAAAGCGUAAAUAAUAGCAGCUAUUGAACACAAUGGAAUAAAAAAAUCUGCUUUUUCUAAGAUACACUGAGUUUUCGUUUGGCGACUAUUUAUAAAUAAAAAUAAAGAGAUAACAUUACUGCCCAAAAAUAUUGCACCCGUGCAGUUAAAUAAUGAUCGGCUGGCUCAAAAUUUUGACAGUUAGCUGGCUCAAGAUGGCGUCUUCGCAUA